Molecule: messenger RNA, 312 nt
Organism: Phytophthora sojae
Lineage: Eukaryota; Oomycota; Peronosporomycetes; Peronosporales; Peronosporaceae
Exons: 2
Source: RefSeq, a predicted model, not a curated record
CUGCCAGGUCUUCCUGAGUACCGCAACGGAGGGCUCUUUGUGGAAUUCGGCGUGGUCGUGGCGAAGUCGCCGAAUAUCCUGACGGACGAGCUCGAUCCGAGCACUGAAGUCAUCAUCGAGUGGCGGGCUCUGACUGUAGCGAUUUUGGACGAAUUGCACAAGGUCAUUCUUGAACGCCUCGAUUUUACUGCCGACUUCUUCCCACUCAUGGUCGAAGGGGGAAGCUGGAAGGCUGGGCGCGUUAUCGCAAAGGAGAAGCGAACCGAUGGUGGACCACCGAUUGAAAUCAAGAGUGACAGUACAGUCUUUUAA